UUUUUUAGCCUCCUUCUUCGCUAUCGAAACCAUUAACUUGCACCGUUCAACACUCAUCACACUCAUCAUUCAUCACCCAUAAUGUCUGCUGAAGAGGCUGCAUCGACUGUUCAGGAGGAUCAUCCCGUCGAGGAGAUCCCUCAGAAGAAGGGAAAGCAAGGAAAAUAUCGCAGGGAAAAGCCCUGGGACACGGACGAUAUUGAUCACUGGAGGGUCGAGGAGUUCAAGCCCGAGUUCAAUCCAGCACCAUUCACAGAAGAAUCGUCUUUCGCAACACUGUUUCCCAAAUACAGAGAAAACUAUUUGAGAGAGGUCUGGGGACAUGUUACUCGCGCAUUGGAGAAAGUCGGCAUUGCUUGUGUCCUGGAUUUGGUUGAGGGUAGUAUGACUGUUAAGACAACCCGUAAAACUUGGGAUCCUUAUAUGAUUCUCAAGGCCAGAGAUUUGAUCAAGCUGUUGGCACGAAGUGUUCCUUUGCCUCAGGCCCUCAAGAUUCUGGAGGAUGGCAUUGCAUGUGAUAUUAUCAAGAUUGGAAACAUUGUGCGCAACAAGGAGCGCUUUGUAAAGCGUCGCCAGCGCCUCCUGGGACCCAACGGAUCGACAUUGAAGGCCAUGGAGUUGUUGACACAGUGCUACAUUAUGGUGCAGGGCAACACAGUUUCGUGCAUGGGACCCUACAAAGGAUUGAAGGAGGUUCGCCGAAUUAUUAUCGACUGCAUGAACAACGUUCACCCUAUUUACCACAUCAAGGAGCUGAUGAUCAAGCGUGAGUUGGCCAAGGAUCCGAAAUUAGCAGAGGAGUCCUGGGAUCGGUUCUUGCCUCACUUCAAGAAGAAGAACGUCAAGCCUCAGAAGAAGAAGGUGUCGAAGAAGGACAAGAAGGACUACACGCCAUUCCCACCAGCUCAGACACCAAGCAAGAUCGAUCUGCAAUUGGAGAGCGGAGAAUACUUUAUGAAGCCCAAGGAGAAGGAAGCACGAGCCAUGGAGAAGAAGAAGGAGGAGCAAAAGGAAAACAGUCUGAAGCGACAGGCGGAGCGCGAGUUGGCAUAUGUGCCACCAGUUGAAGACAUGCCAAAGAAAAAGAAGAAAAAGGCCGAAGAGUAGACUAGACCGUCGCAACUACCACCGCCAUCACUAUCUCCAUCUCCACCUCUACCGACAUCGCAUUAAUAAAGUCGUCUUGCAUUGUAUCUCAAAGCUCUUCGUGCGAGCCAUCCUUUCGACUGACACUAUUC
Gamsiella multidivaricata is the source of this 1238-nucleotide messenger RNA. RefSeq lists its product as uncharacterized. The record is from RefSeq and is a predicted model, not a curated record. Gene Ontology annotation, cellular component: small-subunit processome; nucleolus. Lineage: Eukaryota; Fungi; Mortierellomycota; Mortierellomycetes; Mortierellales; Mortierellaceae. The transcript has 4 exons. The coding region runs from base 82 to 1107 and encodes 341 amino acids. Gene Ontology annotation, molecular function: RNA binding.